Messenger RNA from Branchiostoma belcheri (Belcher's lancelet), 1329 nucleotides. RefSeq lists its product as uncharacterized. Lineage: Eukaryota; Metazoa; Chordata; Leptocardii; Amphioxiformes; Branchiostomatidae. The record is from RefSeq and is a predicted model, not a curated record. The transcript has 8 exons. Bases 476 to 1039 code for a protein of 187 amino acids.
UGUCAGGAAGGGUAGGGCAUCCUGAGCUAUAUUUAGUUUAUAUCAUGAUCUCAUCGCUGCGUCGUGAUUUUUGAUCGCCAGCAUAAAAGAGAGACCGUCGCGAUACGAUUGUCAGAGAAACAUUCGCCAAUCGACAGUCAGUUUUGAAUCGCCAAAUACACAGGACGUCCCCGCACACAGGCAGCUCACAGAAGGCGACGAGUCUAUACGGCACAUCAAAAAGUUGGCCGAGAACAUUCCCGAAGAAGCAACAAGCACUCUCGGCAGCAAAGAAAGCAUAAAAGAGAGACCGUCGUGAUACGAUUAUCAGUCAAGCGACAGUCAGUUUUGAACCGCCAAGUACACAGGACGUCCCCGCACACAGGCAACUCACAGGAGGCGACGAGUCUAUUCGGCACAUCAAAAAGUUGGCCGAAAACAUUCCCGAAGAAGCAACAAGCACUCUCGGCAGCAAAGAAAGGUGACGUAGUUCAGGAUGGCGAUAUUGAAGCGAAGCUGCUCCUGUUGUGGCUGUGACGUCAAGGCCGGCUCCAUCGUGGUCGCAGUCAUCUGGAUUAUUUUAUCCCUGAUUGGACUAGGCUAUAACGCAACGUCCUCGACGCCGGCCGGCAAAGCCCUCCUUGCCGUCUAUGUCGUGAGCCUCGGCACCCAUAUUCUGCUCAUCAUUGCAGUAGUCAAGGCAAUACGUCCGCUGCUUUUGACCUGGGUGAUCAUCACCAUCAUCUGCACUGUGGCGGCCCUGGCCAUCUACAUCUAUGUGACAGAUGUAGACGUUAAAAUCAUCAAUCGCUUGGUUGCCAAUGGCCCGGAGCAGUAUAUCGGAGGAGUCUUCCUGUUCAAUGCAUUGAAAACGGGCCUUACUCUCAUCUGGAUCUAUUGGGGAGCACUCCUAUGUAUGACGGUGUAUGGCUGCCUUGUGGUGUUUUCGCACUACCAGAACCUCCGUGACGAAGCACGUGGACAGGGACAACCUCAAAUGGUACCGAUGGGCAACCAACCCUACGUGGCGGGCAACCAAACCUACAUAGCGGGUAACUAACCCUACAUAGCGGGUACCCAACCCUACAUAGUGGGUAACCAACCCCACAUAGCGGGUACCCAACCCUACAUAGCGGGCAACCAAACCUACAUGACAGGCAACCAAACCUACAUAGCGGGCAACCAAACCCUACAUGGCGGGCAACCAACCCUACAGGGCGGGCAACAAACCCAACAUGGCGGCCAACCAACCCAACAUGGCGGUCAACCAACCCAACAUGGCGGACAACCAACCCAACAUGGCGGACAACCAACCCAACAUGGCGGACAACCAACCCAACAUGGCGGCCA